Messenger RNA from Lemur catta (Ring-tailed lemur), 1569 nucleotides. It is a transcript of the gene KDELR1, whose product is annotated as KDEL endoplasmic reticulum protein retention receptor 1. Gene Ontology annotation, biological process: protein retention in ER lumen; endoplasmic reticulum to Golgi vesicle-mediated transport. The transcript is spliced from 5 exons. Gene Ontology annotation, molecular function: ER lumen protein retrieval receptor activity. NCBI's taxonomy places the organism in Eukaryota, Metazoa, Chordata, Mammalia, Primates, Lemuridae. Bases 215 to 853 code for a protein of 212 amino acids. The record is from RefSeq and is a predicted model, not a curated record. Gene Ontology annotation, cellular component: endoplasmic reticulum; cis-Golgi network; membrane.
UCCUCCCGCCCUCCUCCCUUUUCCCCGCUCCAGCGCGGCCACCAGCUCGGGCCUCGGCUCCCCCUCCCAAACCCCCCCUCCCUGGAGCGGAGCCCACCCGAGGGUCCCUGUCUCGCCCCCCGAGCCCAGCCGCCCGGCCAGAAUAGCAGCUUUCGGGGGCAGAACCCCGCCAGCCUGCCUCCCUCCCGUUCAGCCCUGCCAGAGGCCCCCAGCCAUGAAUCUCUUCCGAUUCCUGGGAGACCUCUCCCACCUCCUAGCCAUCAUCUUGCUACUGCUCAAAAUCUGGAAGUCUCGUUCGUGUGCCGGGAUUUCAGGGAAGAGCCAGGUGCUGUUUGCUGUGGUGUUCACUGCCCGAUAUCUGGACCUCUUCACCAACUACAUCUCACUGUACAACACUUGUAUGAAGGUGGUCUACAUAGCCUGCUCCUUUACUACAGUCUGGAUGAUUUACAGCAAGUUCAAAGCCACUUACGAUGGGAAUCAUGACACAUUCAGAGUAGAGUUCCUCGUCAUUCCCACGGCUGUCCUGGCGUUCUUGGUCAACCAUGACUUCACCCCUCUAGAGAUCCUCUGGACCUUCUCCAUCUACCUAGAGUCGGUGGCCAUCUUGCCACAGCUAUUCAUGGUGAGCAAGACUGGGGAGGCAGAGACCAUCACCAGCCACUACUUGUUUGCGCUGGGCGUCUACCGUACACUCUAUCUCUUCAACUGGAUCUGGCGCUACCACUUCGAGGGCUUCUUCGACCUCAUCGCCAUCGUGGCGGGCCUGGUCCAGACAGUCCUCUACUGCGAUUUCUUCUACCUCUACAUCACCAAAGUCCUGAAGGGGAAGAAGUUGAGUUUGCCAGCAUAGCCCCGGUCCUCGCCGUCCCUCUCCUCGGCAGUGGCGGGAGGCAGAGGAAGGCGACUGAUGACGAAGACCUUACCCAUCCAUGGGUGAAUUUUUAAAGAACCAACCUCUUCCUGCUCCCCAUCCCGCCUCCUGUUGGGUUUCAGGAAGGCAGUGGAGGACUCAAGCCUUGGGGAGCUCAGGACCUGGGCUGUUUGUAGUCUUUUGCCUUUUAGAGAAGAAAAAAAAAUCUUUCCACUAUUUAGUUUUUGACUCUGAUGACUCUUUUCUCUUCUACUUUCUGGCCCCAAUUUUUAUAAACUAUUUUUGAGUGUCCUGUGGGCUGGGGCAGGGUGAGAGAUCUUUUCCCUUCCCCAAGCCCCUCGGCUCCCUUCCGGACCCCACCUCCAGCCCUAUUGGUUGCCAAACACUAAAUCUGCUGACACCCACCUGCCCCACCUCCAUGGCCGUGAGCACAGUCCCCCAGCCCCCCACCAAAUUUCUAGGUUGGGGAUAGGGAGGAAGGGAGGCCCAGGAAGGUCUCUCUUGAUUUUUUCAUAACAAUUUUUUCCCCAGAGUUUGGGUUUUUGGGUCUUGUUCUAGUUUUUUGGCAAAUUAGGGGGGCUUGGGCAUGGGAAGGGGGGGCUGGCCGGAGAGUCACUGCAGCUCUAAUGCCAUGUUUUUGUACAGAAUUGAUGGUUGAUUCUUUGUUCUCUUGAAAUAAACAGAGAAAAAUGCUA